AUGCUAAAUAUCCUCACCAUCGCCAUGGCAUCUGCCGCCGCCGCUGCCACAGUCCCCGUCACAGUCCCCAACAUGACCAUUACACCCGGUCUGACUCCCUCUCCGACCUCGACCUCGACCCUGACCCCGACUCCGACGAUAUACACCUGUCACAUGCAGUACUGCGAUGGCUCGACGUCGUGGUGCGUGUACUGGGGCGGUCUGACCUCGUUCGAUAGCAAUCACGGGCCUCUGCCGGGGGAGACGCGCGCCCAGCUGGGGGCCUGCACUCCUGCCGUCGUCACCGUUGCCAUGGAGGGGGGGGGAGGGGGAGGGGGAGAGGAGGCCACACCUGAUGUCAUGCCUUGGUAG
Messenger RNA from Geosmithia morbida, 351 nucleotides. RefSeq lists its product as uncharacterized. The transcript has a single exon. Lineage: Eukaryota; Fungi; Ascomycota; Sordariomycetes; Hypocreales; Bionectriaceae. The record is from RefSeq and is a predicted model, not a curated record. Bases 1 to 351 code for a protein of 116 amino acids.